GGCAGACGCCAGGGAGACUGCGCACAUCUGACGGCCGGCAGCUCCACUGCACCGAAUUAUCUGGCUGGGCUUCCGCAGUGUACAGGCUGAGAAGCUGUUUAGUGAAAAGAUAAGUGGUGCUGAGGGAACGAAGCUAGAUGACGAAUUUCUGGACAUGGAAAGGAAAAUAGAUGUUACCAAUAAAGCGGUUGCAGAAAUUCUUUCAAAAGCUACCGAGUACCUUCAGCCAAAUCCAGCAUACAGAGCUAAGCUAGGAAUGCUGAACACUGUGUCGAAGAUCCGAGGGCAGGUGAAGACCACGGGCUACCCACAGACAGAGGGGCUGCUGGGGGACUGCAUGCUGAAGUAUGGCAAGGAGCUCGGGGAGGACUCUACCUUCGGCAAUGCGUUGAUCGAGGUUGGUGAAUCCAUGAAACUAAUGGCCGAGGUGAAAGACUCUCUUGAUAUUAAUGUAAAGCAAACUUUUAUUGAUCCACUUCAGUUACUCCAAGAUAAAGAUUUAAAAGAGAUUGGGCAUCACCUGAAAAAGCUGGAGGGCCGCCGCCUGGAUUAUGAUUAUAAAAAGAAGCGAGUAGGUAAGAUUCCAGACGAAGAAGUCAGACAAGCAGUAGAAAAAUUUGAAGAGUCAAAGGAGUUGGCUGAACGAAGCAUGUUUAAUUUUUUAGAAAAUGAUGUAGAGCAAGUCAGCCAGUUGGCCGUGUUUGUCGAGGCUGCACUAGACUAUCACAAACAGUCCACAGAGAUCCUGCAGGAUCUACAGGGCAAGCUGCAGAUGCGGAUAUCGACCGCAUCCAGUGUCCCGCGGCGAGAAUACAAGCCAAGGCCGGUAAAGAGGAGCUCUAGUGAGCUCAAUGGAGUUUCCGCCACCCCCAUGGCAAAGAUGACAGGUUCUAACAUUCCCGUGGACCAGCCCUGCUGUCGUGGUCUCUAUGAUUUCGAGCCAGAAAACCAAGGAGAAUUAGGAUUUAAAGAAGGGGACAUCAUUACAUUAACCAAUCAAAUAGAUGAAAACUGGUAUGAAGGAAUUAUACAUGGGGAAUCCGGAUUCUUUCCUAUUAAUUACGUGGAAGUGAUUGUGCCUUUACCUCAGUAAAUGUGUAACUCAAACUUUGGACAUACUUUCGUGACUGAAAUGAAUUCACACCGAUGUUCUCACUGUGUGGUGUUCUGUGACCUCUGUGCUCUCUGACCAACUUAAUGACUUUUAUAUGUGUGUUCUCUUUCUAAUGUAUUUUGUAUCGAUUUAAUUUGUAAAUGAUUUUCUUGUUCUCACUACAUACAAAUAGUUAUCUUCUUUGCUUAUUGUUCUAAUAAGUCAUUGGUUAAGUGUAUUUGCUUCUGGUUGCUAAAAAAUAAAUCAUACCCAUUGCCAGUAUGUCAGCAAAUUGCCUAUAUACUGUUCAGCUGCAAUGGAAUGCAACAUUUGAAACUAAGAAAUGCUAAGUAUUUUGUUUCUUGACACUACUGGUGGCAUCUGGUCUUUUCACUCUUCCUCAUGUUUUAAGCUUACCUGUGAAUAGCCCAAUAAAUACGACCCACUGUGUUGGCAAAAGGCCUUGGUGAUUUUUAAUGUUGAGUCGAUUUUUAAGCAUUGUUAAGAUUGCAGAUUCCUCCUGUGCCCACUGGAUGAUGAGGGAUCACAGCUGGAGGCUCCGAUGAUAGUUCCUGAAGACACUGGCAGACACAAGCAGGGCCUUCACCAUGCAUGGAGUCAUUCCAGCCAUAGCAUGGACAGCCUUCUACCUGCUUUCAAGUUUGUUUAUGAAAGAGCCCAACUCAAGCCUUGCCAUCAAGUGUCAGGUGGGUUUCUCAGGAAAGUGCUGUGGAUGCUCAGGAAGUAAUGUGGCCAGGAGUUGAGCUGAGUGUCCACAAUGCGUGACCACUAGGUUCAUUGAACCAGGGUAGGCACACAUCACUUGCUUUGGCCCAGCCAGGACAGUAGCAAUCCUAGGGCACAAAGUAUUGUUCCUCUUUUGUAAAGGAGACUCAUCAGAUGGCUUCCAGGAUCAACAACUCAGUAGUGGCAGAGGCAGAGUUUGAACUCAGGUUGUUUGAUGCCCCCCACCGCCCAUUUGUCUUCAUCAUUGGCACUUGUAACAACUGCUCCUAAACCAGGUGAUUAAACUAGUUUUCCCAGUCUUCUGGGUCCAUGGUGGUCAGCAAAUUUGUGACAAUGUGCUUUCCUGCCAGCCAGCUACAAGUUCGUGCACACAAACACACACACAC
Fukomys damarensis (Damara mole-rat) is the source of this 2226-nucleotide messenger RNA. It is a transcript of the gene Sh3gl3, whose product is annotated as SH3 domain containing GRB2 like 3, endophilin A3. Gene Ontology annotation, biological process: endocytosis; synaptic vesicle uncoating. Gene Ontology annotation, cellular component: cytoplasm; glutamatergic synapse; presynapse. The transcript is spliced from 9 exons. NCBI's taxonomy places the organism in Eukaryota, Metazoa, Chordata, Mammalia, Rodentia, Bathyergidae. The record is from RefSeq and is a predicted model, not a curated record. Gene Ontology annotation, molecular function: protein binding. Bases 155 to 1093 code for a protein of 312 amino acids.